AUGCGUUUCCUGCCUUGGGGGCUUCUGCUCGGCUGCCUGGGCUGCAGCAUCUGGCCUGGAGCCUGGGCCCAGUUCCCCAGGGUCUGCAUGACCUUAGACAGCCUGAGGAAAAAGGAGUGCUGCCCGGCCCUGGGUGUGGCGCCCGGCAAUGUCUGUGGCUCCCAGGAAGGCCGGGGACAGUGCUCAGAGGCGCGAGCAGACACCAGGCCCUGGAGUGGCCCUUACGUCCUGCGAAACCGGGAUGAUCGCGAGCGGUGGCCAAGGAAGUUCUUCAACAGGACCUGCAGGUGCACAGGAAACUUUGCUGGCUAUAACUGUGGAGACUGCUGGUUCGGCUGGACUGGCCCUAACUGUGAUCAGAGGAAACCACCCGUUGUCCGGCAGAACAUCCAUUCCCUGACUCCGCAGGAGAGGGAGCAGUUCCUGGGUGCCUUAGAUCUGGCCAAGAAGACCACACACCCUGACUACGUGAUCGCCACACAGCACUGGCUGGGCCUGCUUGGGCCCAAUGGGACCCAGCCACAGAUAGCCAACUGCAGCAUUUACGAUUUUUUUGUAUGGCUCCAUUACUAUUCUGUUAGAGACACAUUAUUAGGACCAGGACGCCCCUUCAAGGCCAUAGAUUUCUCACACCAAGGACCUGCUUUUGUGACCUGGCAUAGAUACCAUUUAUUGUGGCUGGAAAGAGACCUCCAGCGCCUCACUGGGAAUGAGUCCUUCGCUUUGCCCUACUGGAAUUUUGCCACUGGGAGAAACGAGUGUGAUGUGUGCACAGACCAGCUUCUCGGGGCAGCCAGACAAGAUGACCCAACUCUGAUUAGUCCGAACUCAAGAUUCUCCAGCUGGGAAAUUGUCUGUGACAGCUUGGAUGACUACAAUCACCGAGUCACCUUGUGUAAUGGAACGUAUGAAGGUUUGCUGAGAAGAAAUCAAGUGGGAAGAAAUAGUGAGAAGUUGCCAACCUUAAAAAACGUACAAGAUUGUCUGUCCCUCCAGAAGUUUGACAACCCUCCUUUCUUCCAGAACUCUACCUUCAGCUUCAGGAAUGCCUUGGAAGGGUUUGAUAAGGCAGAUGGGUUGCUGGACUCUCGAGUGGCGAACCUUCAUAACUUGGUUCACUCCUUCCUGAACGGGACAAGUGCUCUGCCACAUUCAGCCGCCAAUGAUCCUGUUUUUGUGGUCCUUCACUCCUUCACUGAUGGCAUCUUUGAUGAGUGGAUGAAAAGAUACAAGCCUGCUGCAGAUGCCUGGCCUGAGGAGUUGGCACCCAUCGGUCACAAUCGAAUGUAUAACAUGGUCCCUUUCUUCCCUCCAGUGACUAAUGAGGAACUUUUUCUAACUGCAGACCAACUUGGCUACAUUUAUGCUAUUGAUUUGCCAGUUUCAGCUGAAGAAACUCCAAGUUGGACCACAAUACUCUCGGUGGUGAUGGGAACACUUGCGGCCUUGGUUGGUCUUUUUGUGCUGCUGAUUUUCCUGCAGUACAGAAGGCUCCGCAGAGGAUACACACCCCUCAUGGAAACUCAUUUAAGCAGCAAGAGAUACACAGAAGAAGCUGAGGGAGCUCAGGCCAUACCCUAG
Messenger RNA from Chinchilla lanigera (long-tailed chinchilla), 1581 nucleotides. RefSeq names its product dopachrome tautomerase (gene Dct). Bases 1 to 1581 code for a protein of 526 amino acids. Gene Ontology annotation, biological process: positive regulation of neuroblast proliferation; melanin biosynthetic process from tyrosine; ventricular zone neuroblast division. Gene Ontology annotation, cellular component: melanosome. Lineage: Eukaryota; Metazoa; Chordata; Mammalia; Rodentia; Chinchillidae. The record is from RefSeq and is a predicted model, not a curated record. The transcript has 8 exons. Gene Ontology annotation, molecular function: dopachrome isomerase activity; oxidoreductase activity.